Penicillium olsonii is the source of this 1437-nucleotide messenger RNA. Lineage: Eukaryota; Fungi; Ascomycota; Eurotiomycetes; Eurotiales; Aspergillaceae. The record is from the annotation of a GenBank genome assembly.
AUGGCAGUAGAUCAAAUUUUAGAAGCGUUGAUCACGAAAGACCCGGGUCUCCCUCGUCCUGAUCCUACUCGGGCAUAUUGGCAACAUGAAACUCAUGCGCUCAGCACGACUCAAAGCCCAGUCUUGCAAACAACAGACGUUGCGGUCAUCGGAUCCGGGAUUACGGGUGUCAGUGUAGCAAAAACACUGCUUGAGCAUCACCCAACCCAACAUAUCACCGUUUUCGAGGCUCGCACCCUUUGCUCUGGUGCAACGGGUCGCAAUGGCGGUCAAUUAGCGAUCAACGCCGCUGAAACAUACCAACAGUUGAAGCUUGAAGUGGGGGCUGAGAUGGCAGGCAAAAUAAUCCAAUUCAAUAUCAAGACUCUCGAUCGAUUACGCGACAUCGCUCGGGAAUACGCAACGAACGACCCAGAAUGUACCGAUGUUACCAAGCUGCGAUCUUUCAAAGACCCACAGUCAUUUGAGAAAGUCAAGAACGGUAUUAAAGCCCUCGAGACGGACCAUCCCUCCCUUAAGGGUAUUUACUCGAUACUCACGGCUGCGGAGUGUGAGAAGGACCAUGGAGUAUUUGGCGUUGCAGGUGGAGUCUGCCAUCCAGCUGGCUCAGUAUGGCCCUGGCGCAUGGUAAUGAACGUCUUUGAGAGGCUUCUGGGGACCUAUAAUGCUCGACUUGCGAUAGAAGCGAACACCCCGGUCACUUCGGUGCGUUAUAGCCCAGCGGAGGAUGCCAAUCGUCCGUAUGUGCUCUCCACGCCAAGGGGAGAAGUGCGAUGCGCACAUGUUGCAUAUUGCACGAAUGGGUUUACGGGACAUAUACUGCCUAGCCUCCGAGGAGGUUUGUUCCCAAUGAAAGGAACGAUGUCUGUUCAGGAUCUCGGUGAUCUUCUGAAAAACAAAGGGUCAUCGGAAUCCUGGGCGAUACACUACACGCCCUUCACGAAUGCCACAGACGAAACCAUUGCAGAUGGUCUUAUUUACGGUAUACAAAAUGCUAAGACUGGAGCUUUCUUCUUUGGUGGUGAGAAGUCGCGCAUCCAAGAUCUUCUGUCGUCCGACGACACUGAUGUAUCCGCUUCAUCUAUCAAAUUCCUCCAGCAAUCGCUCUUGUCUCUAUUUGGCCGAGACCCUGAAAUGAUUCAGGACUCCAAACUUAUCAGUUCUUGGUCAGGAAUCAUGUGCUUCUCUUCCGAUGGAAUGCCAUUGGUUGGAAACCUCCCAGAAACCGUUACUGGGCGUUCGGGCGGUGGUGAAUGGCUCUGUGCCGCUUAUAGUGGCUAUGGAAUGCCUACUGCUUGGCUUGCGGGUGAAAAUCUUGCCAGGUUGAUUUUGGACUUGCCAGUACAGAAGUGUUUCCCUGAAGCAUAUCUCAUCACUCACACACGGCUUCGGGACUCCAUCAAUGUCGACAAAAGCAUCGAGCGUCUCUAUCUGUAG